AUGCUGGAUUUAGAAAUCGUUCCGGAACGUUCCCUGGGCUGUGAUGCCUGGGAGUUCGUACUAGGGAUGCACUUUUCUCAAGCCGUUUCAAUUAUACAGAGUCAAGUCGGAACGAUACGAGGGGUACAAGUUUUAUAUAGUGAUCAGAAUCCCCUAUCAGUAGACCUAGUAAUAAAUAUGCCGCAGGACGGCGUACGGUUAAUAUUCGACCCGGUCGCACAGCGGCUCAAGAUCAUAGAAAUAUACAAUAUGAAAUUAGUUAAACUUAGGUAUAGUGGUAUGUGUUUCAAUUCGCCGGAGAUCACGCCAUCAAUAGAGCAAGUCGAACACUGUUUCGGUGCAACGCACCCCGGUCUAUAUGACAGCCAGCGACACCUCUUUGCGCUGAACUUUCGAGGCCUCUCCUUCUAUUUCCCUGUUGAUAGUAAAUUUGAGCCUGGAUACGCACAUGGUCUUGGUUCACUUCAGUUCCCGAACGGCGGCUCGCCUGUCGUGUCAAGGACAACGAUAUACUACGGUUCACAGCAUCAGUUAACCCGCUCAGCAAGCGGUGGCCGAUGCACAGCGCCCUUAGCUGACCUGCCACUCUCAUGCUACCGCCAUCAACUUCACCUAAGACGCUGUGACGUGCUCCGUUCACCCACAGCGACGUUGGGACUCAGAUUGCAUAUAUAUACUGAGGGCACGCGCGCCGGGUCGCCGGCGGCGGCGCGGCGGCGCGUGGUGCGCUUCGGCGACAGCUGCCAGGCGGUGUCGCGCGCGCUGGCGGCGCCCGCGCGCCUCUAUUACAAGGCGGACGACAAGAUGCGCAUACACCGCCCCACCGCGCGCCGCCGCCCACCACCUGCUUCUGAUUACUUCUUCAAUUACUUCACUUUGGGAUUGGAUGUGUUAUUCGACGCUCGCACGCAUCAAGUGAAGAAGUUUGUCCUCCACACUAACUAUCCGGGACAUUAUAACUUCAAUAUGUACCAUCGCUGCGAGUUCGAGCUCAACGUGCAGCCGGACAAAUGCGAGUCGAACACGCUGGUGGAGUCGCUGGGCGCGGUGUGCAUCACGGCGUACAGCAAGUGGGAGAGCGUGUCGCGCGCGCUGCGCGUGUGCGAGCGCCCCGUCGUGCUCAACCGCGCCUCCUCCACCAACACCACCAACCCCUUCGGCUCCACGUUCUGCUACGGAUACCAGGAUAUGAUAUUUGAGGUGAUGUCAAACAACUACAUAGCGUCGAUAACUCUGUAUCAGCCGGAGGGCACACGCCCCCAUUACGCGGUGAGCUCCAUCGCG
Brenthis ino (lesser marbled fritillary) is the source of this 1284-nucleotide messenger RNA. Lineage: Eukaryota; Metazoa; Arthropoda; Insecta; Lepidoptera; Nymphalidae. The record is from the annotation of a GenBank genome assembly.